This is a messenger RNA of Phycomyces blakesleeanus NRRL 1555(-), 2261 nucleotides long. RefSeq lists its product as hypothetical. Bases 1 to 1845 code for a protein of 614 amino acids. Gene Ontology annotation, molecular function: RNA binding. NCBI's taxonomy places the organism in Eukaryota, Fungi, Mucoromycota, Mucoromycetes, Mucorales, Phycomycetaceae. The transcript has 10 exons. The record is from RefSeq and is a predicted model, not a curated record.
AUGAUUUCUCAAAUGAUCAUUUCAAUGGACGCCAACAACGUAAAGGAGGUAUUGGUGGUGUGGGGAAUGGCGGGGGAGGAACACCGUGGAAUCCAAAAGCCUUUCAGAGGUGGUCGUGGAAAGAAUAUGAGACCCGAACAUCGUGGAAUGAGAGAUUCCGAAGACGAUAACUACCGAGCCUACAAUGAUCCUCCCCAACCGCCCUUUGUGCAGCCCUAUGGGGCAAGACCGAUAAACGAAGGGCGGGAAUAUCGAAAUGAACCCUGGCAAGACGAUGCUUAUGGUUCAUCUGACCAAGCUCCCAAGGCACGUGCUUCUCAACUGGAGUCAAGGGCAGCUAUGGAAAGGCCUUGCAGAACCUUGUUCGUAAGAAACGUCCAGUACACCAUUCAAGUAUCUGAGAUCAGAGAAACCUUUGAGAAGUUUGGUGAGAUCAAAGACAUUUUUGAUCUUAUAGAACGCCGAGGAAUGGCCUUCAUUACAUAUUAUGAUAUCAGGGCUGCUGAGGCGGGUAAAGAAGCCAUGCAAGGAGCUAUGCUCAAGUGUCGAAUGCUCGAUGUACACUACUCUCUUCCAAAACAAGAAGAGGAAGAGGCCAGAUGUGACAGAACAAAAAACCAGGGUACAUUACUGUUGACCCUCAAAGAUACCGAUAAUACCAUCAAUGAUUCAGAGCUUAGUUUAUACUUUAGACAGUAUGGAGAAAUUAAGGUGAUUCGCACCCCCCAUUUCAAAACACACCGAGAAAAUACCGAGCUGAGACAACGCAUUAUUGAGUUUUAUGACUCGCGUGCAUGUGUUAAUGCAUUUGAUGGGUGCCACGAUAAACCAUACAAGGGUGGUCGUUGGGAUAUUUCAUUCUUCUGGGAUCAUUCGUUCAAGGAAAGAACAGAGGCAUUGGCAGCACGUAAAGAACAGCCAAAUGACAAGAAAAUGGACGGACAUCUCAACGGUAGUCGCCAUGGACGUAAUGGAGGUGGAGGUAACGGUGGUGGCGGUGGCGGCGGAGGUGGUGGGCAAAGACGAAUGGGAGGAGGAAUCGGUGGACAAAGACGUGAUGACCAUCACCAUCACCACGGCCACCACGGCCAUAGCCAUGGCCACCCCCAUCACAAUCAACGUCGAGACAGCUCGUACGACUCCAUUCCAGAUCACAACAGACCUCUUCAUCGAUAUGGCAGCUAUUCUGAAGAAAGCUCGGGCCCAAUCAUGUCGCCUAAGACGGUCUAUGAUCCAGCAAUCCCAUCUAUGGGAGGUCCUUUCAAACCUGAUGCAAAUCAAGAACGUCUUGAGCAAGCACAGAAGGCACAGCAGGUUCUUUCAAUGCUGGCACAGACUCAGACAGUUCAAGGAGUUCCAACACAACCAGCCUUUGGACACCCUACAGGAACAUAUGGUGGCCAGGCAAAUGGUACAUCUACCGUUCCUCCAUUACCCCAGGCACCUGCUGCAGCUCAAUUACAACAAAUCUUAGGACUUUUGGGUCAAGUUGCAAUGCAACAGCAACAAACCCAGCAUCAGCAACAACCACUGUUAUCAUCGCAGCCUCAGCAAGUACCCCAGCAACAGCAGCAUCAGCAUCAGCAUCAGCAUCAGCAACAACAACAACAAGAACAUCAGAUUCCUCCUCACCAAUCACAUUCUUCUUAUCAACCUUCUAUACAACAGGGUCAACAGAAUCAUAUGACGUCUUCUCAGGCAUCAUCAACUGCUACACCUGUAAAUACUUCUAUUGCUCUAGGUCAGCUUGCUCAGCUGUUAAAGCAUGCACAACAACAACCUGAGAAGCCUAGCAAUACAGGAACUUCGUCAUUCUAUUAUGAUCCUUAUGGUACACGACCUUAGAGCAAUCCUGGUGUCUAUGGGAUACCCUGUGCCUUGCAUCAAUAUUUUUGAAACCAAAGAAAAAGAAAAAGAAACGAGAGAAAGAAUGAAAGAAUGAGAGAGAAAGAGAGAAUCAACGAACGCAUGAAAGAAUGAAAGAAAGUGAAAGUGAAAAGAAAGAAGUAGACCUUCUUUUUUGUAUUCUCAUAUAAUUGAACUGAGAAAAAAAAUCAACCUUUAUAGCCAUGGCAAAAAUUACUCUUCUAACAACAUUAACACCCAACACCCAACGAAAAAUAUAUACAUAUACAUAUCCACAUCUAUCUAUAUAUCUGUAUAUCUAUAUAUGCACACACACAAGUAUAUACAUACCCUUAUGCUUAUACUUCUACUUAUACUUAUAUGAAAAAGAUAUAAUAUAAUCUUGAGAAACUUUA